AUGGACACAUACGUGGAAAAUUUUCAUGAUUUGAAGGAUUUGGAACGAAUGGAGUACGUUCCGUUCGGUCGAACCGGUCUGCGAGUAUCUAAAGUCUCCCUAGGAACGGGCACAUUGAGUCCGUUGUACGGUGCUCUAGACGAAGCGAGUGCUUUGGAAGCCGUUAAUGGUGCUAUUCGCCGUGGAAUCAACUACAUCGAUACAGCCCCCUUUUACGGGCAGGGUCACUCCGAAAAGGUACUAGGGAAGGCUCUCAAAACCAUACCGCGUCGAGCGUACUAUCUGGCCACCAAAGUGGGCCGGUAUGAGCAAAAGUAUGAACGUAUGUUCGAUUACACGGCUGCAAAAACCCGUGAGAGCGUCGAACGGAGCUUGCAGUUGCUCGGCGUGGACAUCCUUGACGUGGUGCAAAUUCAUGACGUUGAGUUUGCCCCAAACCUGGACAUCAUCGUACAGGAGACGCUCCCUACGCUCGAAGCUUUACGGCACGAAGGAAAGCUACGGUUCAUCGGUGUCUCGGCAUACCCAUUGGGGGUUUUGAAGGAAAUAAUCACGAAAGCACCCGGCCGAUUCGACUCCGUCCUUUGCUACUGCCGCAAUACCCUGUUCGAUGAUUCUGUUAAGGAAUACCUGCCGUUCUUUGCACAACAUCAGUUGGCCGUCAUUUGCGCGUCGGGUCACGGCAUGGGACUGCUAACAAACGCUGGGCCUCAACCGUGGCACCCAGCGGACGAUCAGCUAAAAUCGAUUUGCCGGGAAGCGGCCGACUACUGCCAGCGCCACGAGGUCGAACUAGGCAAGCUGGCGAUGUACCACUUUAUUCAACUGUCGGGCCCCGCGACGUAUCUAUCCGGAAUGCAAACACCGCAGCUGGUGGACAUCAAUCUGGACGCUUACCUCAAUGGCCUCUCCGAGAAGGAAGCGGAAGUGUUAGACCACCUGAAAGAAAGCGUGUUUCCUAAAAUACUUCGCAAACAUUGGGAAGGCGUCGAGGUGGAACGUUACUGGGCAGCGAUGAAAGUAUAAACUACCUCACGGGGCCACAUUUGUUGGUUCAAAAUUAACAACUUGCACGUGCGCGAUCUAA
Molecule: messenger RNA, 1087 nt
Organism: Anopheles nili
Lineage: Eukaryota; Metazoa; Arthropoda; Insecta; Diptera; Culicidae
Exons: 3
Coding region: 1-1026 (341 amino acids)
Cellular component (GO): cytosol
Molecular function (GO): L-galactose dehydrogenase activity
Source: RefSeq, a predicted model, not a curated record